AUGCAAAGAAUUCGAAGGAAUGCUUUUACUUCGGAUAAGAGGGAAGAGGCCAUGGCCAUGCCCGAGCCUCCACCACAAUUUUCACAUGAAACUGUUACGUUUGGUAUGGUAUCUUCAUCAGCUGAAGACUUCCCGCAUGAAUUAAGUGAAAGAGACGCACCGUGCCCAUCAUUAACAGAACAACAGAUCACAGCCUUUAGGGAGGUGUUCGACCUCUUUGACAGCAAUGGUGGAGGUACAAUCGACGCCGAGGAACUGGAUUUGGCGCUGAGAUCAGUCGAAAUCUAUCUGUCGCAAGAGGACUUACUAGAAGUACUGUCCGCCAUGGAUAAAGACGGAAAUGGUGAAAUUGAUUUCCACGAGUUCCUUAACUUGAUGACGAACACAGAGCGCUUCUUGGAGGGAUUCACCACUGUGGACGAAAAAAGGAAGAGAGAGCAUCUCCUCUUUGAGGCCUUGACACAGUUUAUGAAGAGAUCAGCCCUUCAUUCAAUUAGCGAAAUUGUCGGAUUUUACCAUACCAAGUACAAGCGCAUCCAGGCCCCCCACGUCGUGGGCCACUACGCAGCCGGGGCCCGGGUUAUUGGCCUGACAGAAAACCAGCUGAGAAGGCGCAUGGAGAGCCUGAAGGCGAGGCAUGCUGCUGGAGAUAACAAAUCCCCGUAUGCUGAGCCGUUGCACAUAGUUUUUGGCACGGUGGCGAGGAAAAAGUGUCCUCAACGCCGUGCUAAGACUAACCCCAUCACAGAAACAGAUGGCUUACCAGAAAUUUCUCUGACCAAAGGAAAGAUCAGACUAAAAUUUGGAAGACCACGCAUGCCACCCCCGUCUUCUUCUUACCCCAAUAUACUCGAAAAAAGCCCUGUUUUGCCAAACGCGUCUAUCAUACAACAGACUAUGAGCCCAGCAGCUCAGCUUCUAAUGCGCGGGCGUCAAACUUACCACCAAGGAAAACGUAAACAACGAAAACCGCCCCUGAAGAAAAACGGCUGGGUCAGCCAGAGAUUUAAACCAUUCCCCCUUGAGCUUCCUAGUAUCUUUGCUGAACGAGAAAAGAAAACAGGCAAACCAGAACAACACCCAAGCCUCACAUUCGACGAUUUAAAGAAAAUACGAGACAAGGUUGCUCAAGCAAGAGAUGUUCACUUUCAACGACUUCGGGAAACAAAAAGCAAAGACAGUGAAGAUCAUUGGAAAUCCUUAGCUCCUGAGCAGAUUAACUCAGAUGUACUAAGAGAUUAUUUCAGACUGGCUUUCAAUACUUACACACCAUAUGCCACUGUCCAUGCUGUUUGA
This is a messenger RNA of Pocillopora verrucosa, 1296 nucleotides long. RefSeq lists its product as uncharacterized. The record is from RefSeq and is a predicted model, not a curated record. NCBI's taxonomy places the organism in Eukaryota, Metazoa, Cnidaria, Anthozoa, Scleractinia, Pocilloporidae. Gene Ontology annotation, molecular function: calcium ion binding.